AUGGAGACAACCAGCUCGGUCCCGCUGCGGCGACUCCCGAGCUACACCCAGCACGAGGAACAUGAACACACUGGACACGAUUCCUCAUCCGAGUUGUCCCCACUACAUGAUGAGGAGCUUCCAUCAUAUAGCCAGGCGCGGUCAACGGGACAAAUUUUAGGAGGGCACAGUACAUUGCUUCAUCGAUCAGCCUGGGUAUCUUUAUUCACAAUUUUUUAUGUGGGGCUCGCCGUCUAUGCCUGGGCCAUGACAGUUACCCUGUCAUUCCGCCCCGUCAAAGCCAAGUCCUGGGGGUACUCGAUCGAAAGCUCAUACUACGGUUACGAUGAUAGGAAUCAAGCCGAUUUCCGUCAAGACCGGCAGAUUUAUCGUUCUGUGCGGACGAUCCAGACGUUCAUUCAAGUCGUUACUCUUCCCUGGAUUUCCGCAGUGUGUGCUAGUGCCGCUGUAAUCUUUGCGCAGAAUCAAAAAGAUUCCAUGGGCCUCCGGCUACGCCAAGUCACAACGUUGGCUGACCGCAAGUGGAUGGACUUUUCGCUGUAUCGAGCACUCAUUUGUGGAAGAUGGAGGCAACACGGCAGCACACUUCUGGCCGUCGCAAUCUUCAUCUGGGUGUUUGGCCUCAUCACGUAUCCGAUCCAGUCUCUCUUUCUCAAUUCACAGUGUGUCAAAGUCCGGACUUAUCCCCAGCAGAGAGCUGCUGUCUAUGACUUCAAGGGGAGUGGUUAUGGGUAUUUACAGCCAAAAAAAGACGGCAAGGACGUGUUGGAUGUCCGCGAUGCCCUCAACAAAGCGAACGGCGAUAGCUACCAACCUAACCUGUGGAGUAACGACAGUGGAGUACCAUUUUUGACCUUCAACAAUAUGUCUCCUCAGACGUUCUAUUCCCAGAUUCCAAGUGGUUUCAAUACAGGACUGAUUCGUCAAUUUGCCCCACGUGUGAACUCCACGGCUACAUAUGAGCUCAUACGAGAGUCUGAUUUCCCAGCCGCCUGCAAUUCCGGCCAUCCACCCCCCGAUAGAUUUUAUGCGGAGUAUUCGUCCUCGUACUCGUGGUACGCUACUUACUCUUGGGGCGUUAUUGCAUGCAUGCCAGGAAAUAUGACGGAAUCACCUUGGCGGGUGGGACGUACCCGGCAGGAUUUCUCCGAGGUCCUCUAUCUCAAUAUGACACAAGAAGAGUACGCCUCGGGUGGUUAUUCUGGUCAAGGUGCAGGGAAUAAGGCUCUUUACCGAAUCACUGUGGACACCACGGCCGGCUUCUUUGAACUGCCCAACUAUAUGAACAAGGGUGUCCCUGGUCCCUUGCUGGAUCAAGAUCCCCUGGAUCUUUGUGACCAGCAUUGUGUAGAGCAAGAUAAAAUUCAGUCAUUUCCAGAUGACUAUGGUUAUCGCCGCCGUGAUGAAAACACAGCAAGCGCUCUCAAAGAUGCAUCGCUGAGUUCCAUCUCAACAGAUAAGAAAGGGCCGUUGUUAGUGGCCGCCCUAGCAGCCUUCGGCCCUGGGUCUUUUGUCGACACAUUUGCGGCAACUGUCGCAGCUCUUGAGGCAGACGAAAAGGUCACGGGUGAGGCGCCGUCAAACUUGAGAUAUACCUGCAUUGCGAACGCCCCACUCACCAAUCUGUUUGCAUCUUCCUCUUUGGGGUGUAUAGCUGCUGGGAUAUCUGGAAAUGGCACCUGGUACCCUGCUGGGUCACAGAUUGCCGAAUGGAUUGAUCGUUUUCAACAAGGCACGGAUUCGAUUUCGAAUGCCUUCACAUCUGCCGCUUAUCUUGCCAACCAGGAAUUUCUUUUCAGUCGGGGGGUAGAUGAUUUGGGCACUGAUAUGGAUCUUCCAUCAAUCUCAUCCGCGGGAAUCAUCGUAGUCUCCAUCUUGAUGGGACUUUACUUGCUACCACUGCUAGCUUUGUCACUAUACGCUGGUUAUUACCCACGAUGGACUGAGAGAUUAGAUUCCUUUGUGAUGCUACGAUUCGGCGCCUUUUCUGGCGAUAAGGCUUUCCCUUUGCUAGUUGGACGCAAUACUGAGAAAUGUCCCGAGCUAGACGAGUUGUCUGGCGUUGUCCGGGAUGUGUCAACAUCAUCAGCCGAUGCGGCUGUUCAAAUUGGCAGGCUCGGUUUCGGUGAGGGCAAGAUAUUGCGAGGAGGCCAUCGUUAUGAGUGCUACAAAGGAGAUAAUGAGCCAUUCAGUUCAUGGUUUGUUGAGCACCGAAGCUGA
This is a messenger RNA of Penicillium robsamsonii, 2220 nucleotides long. RefSeq lists its product as uncharacterized. The record is from RefSeq and is a predicted model, not a curated record. The transcript is spliced from 2 exons. NCBI's taxonomy places the organism in Eukaryota, Fungi, Ascomycota, Eurotiomycetes, Eurotiales, Aspergillaceae. The coding region runs from base 1 to 2220 and encodes 739 amino acids.